UGGUCACCUGGCAGGAACCGGAAGCCGGGUUGUACAGUAAAAGAAGGCGACGCUACGCCGGCUUUUCUUCUGACUCUCCUGCUGCCUCCUUCGAACGUCGGCUCGAGCGGUUUACUCAGCGGCCUAGCGCCUUCUUCGCCAUGGCCCUCAGCGAUGCUGACGUGCAAAAGCAGAUUAAGCACAUGAUGGCUUUCAUUGAACAAGAGGCCAAUGAGAAAGCAGAAGAAAUCGAUGCGAAGGCAGAAGAAGAGUUCAACAUUGAGAAAGGCCGUCUUGUGCAAACUCAAAGAUUAAAGAUCAUGGAAUACUAUGAGAAGAAAGAAAAGCAGAUUGAGCAGCAGAAGAAAAUUCAGAUGUCUAAUUUGAUGAAUCAAGCAAGGCUGAAGGUCCUCAGAGCGAGAGAUGACCUUAUCACAGACCUUCUGAAUGAAGCAAAGCAGAGACUCAGCAAAGUGGUGAAAGAUACAUCCAGGUACCAGGUGCUGCUGGAUGGACUGGUCCUCCAGGGCUUGUACCAGUUGUUGGAGCCCCGAAUGAUUGUUCGCUGCAGGAAACAAGACUUCCCUCUGGUAAAGGCUGCAGUGCAAAAAGCCAUCCCUAUGUACAAGAUCGCCACCAAAAAGGACGUUGAUGUCCAGAUCGACCAGGAGGCGUUCUUGCCUGAGGACAUAGCCGGCGGGGUUGAGAUCUACAACGGGGACCGGAAGAUAAAGGUCUCCAACACCCUGGAAAGCCGGCUGGACCUCAUAGCCCAGCAGAUGAUGCCGGAAGUCCGGGGAGCCUUGUUUGGUGCAAACGCCAACAGGAAGUUUUUGGACUAAGCCUUGGGGAGUGGAGUCCAUCUGCUCUACCGUGGGAGUUUCUGAGAAUCUGAAGAGACAAAGUCGUCUACGUACCUCCUCCUCUGCUGUUCGAAUACUGUCCUGUAUUUCCCCAUGGGCCCCUGCAGCCAGAGUCCUUGGCCUAGUUGGUAAUGACAGGAGAAUGUUCCAUGAACAUGAUUGGGAACCUACCUCUAGUUCACUCCACAGUAACAUGGCCUGGAGCUGUUCUGUACCGUGAUGGUGAGGGAUCGGCUGGUGGUUGCCUGGACGUCACUGAGCCCUGUUAUUUUCCCGGCUCAGUGGCCUGGUCUGCAGGGGCCUCUCUGGUUCUCUCCUCCCAAGCCUCUGCUCUGAGGCUUUAGC
Molecule: messenger RNA, 1187 nt
Organism: Tupaia belangeri chinensis (Chinese tree shrew)
Lineage: Eukaryota; Metazoa; Chordata; Mammalia; Scandentia; Tupaiidae
Gene: ATP6V1E1
Product: ATPase H+ transporting V1 subunit E1
Exons: 9
Coding region: 141-821 (226 amino acids)
Biological process (GO): proton transmembrane transport
Cellular component (GO): proton-transporting two-sector ATPase complex, catalytic domain
Molecular function (GO): proton-transporting ATPase activity, rotational mechanism
Source: RefSeq, a predicted model, not a curated record